UCGCGUGUUUACGCUGGGGUCUUUUUCUCCCGUGCUCUCGUCUCAAGUCUCUUCACGGCUCUGCUAAAGUUUCGGGAACUUCAGCUGCUGACCUCGUUGUGAGGUCAGACUGCUGGGAAGCCUGAGAAACUGCAACCUGCACCGUCUCACACAGAGAGACUGAAAUUAGGAAGUGGAGCCGUCCGACGCACGCUUUGAGAAGAAGCUUUUUGGUGCUCCCUGAGGAAAUCACCAUGGUUCAGGCUAAGUCGUGGAUUCUGGCCAAACACUUCGACGGCUUCCCAAAGGACAGCGACUUCAAGCUGAAGGUGGAGGAGCUGCCUGAACCCAAGGAUGGAGAGGUGCUUUUGGAAGCGGUUUUUCUCAGUGUGGAUCCAUACAUGAGACCGUACAGCAGGGUCCACAUGAAGGAAGGCGAUGUGAUGAUAGGGACUCAAGUGGCAAAGGUGAUCCAGAGCAAAAACCCAGCAUUUCCCGUGGGAAGCCACGUUGUGAGCGAAGGUGGUUGGAGGACUCACACGGUCUGUGACGGGAAGAACCUCACUCCCGUCAUGGCUGACUGGCCUCCAGAGGUUUCAUUGUCUCUGGCUCUGGGUAUCAUCGGCAUGCCUGGACUGACGGCUCUGUAUGGUAUAGAGGAGGUUCUCGAACUGCGGAAGAACGAGACUCUGCUGGUGAACGCUGCGGCCGGAGCCGUGGGCAUCGUGGUGGGACAGAUCGCCAAGAUCAAGGGCUGUAAGGUGGUGGGUUCAGUCGGCUCCGACGCCAAAGUAGCUUACCUGAAGGAGCUCGGCUUUGAUGAGGCUUUCAACUACAAGACCGUUUCCUCCCUGGAGGAGGCUCUGAAGAAGGCGGCGCCCGAAGGAUACGACUGCUUCUUUGAAAACGUUGGAGGUCAUUUCUCAACCGUCGCACUUGCACAAAUGAGGAACUUUGGAAGAAUAGCCGUGUGCGGGAGCAUCUCCACGUACAACGACGGCAGCCCUCAGACCGGGCCUUACCCACACACGAUGAUGAUCUUCAAGCAGCUGAAGAUGGAGGGCUUCCUGCAGAACAGGUGGAGGGAGAAAAACCCCGAAAGCCUCAAGAGACUGAUGACCUGGCUGCAAGAGGGGAAGCUGAAGCACAGGGAGCACGUCACCAAAGGAUUUGAAAACAUGCCAGCCGCAUUUAUGGGGAUGCUGCAGGGAGAAAACAUCGGUAAAGCUGUUAUUGCAGUGUGACUUCCUGCCAACGAGGUGUUGGUUGUUCAAGAAUUUAUACCUGAUUCAGGCUGUGGUAAAUUGCUGGUAUAGAUUUCUUGACUAUUUCUCUAAAGAAUGUCAUAAAUGUAAAUUAGCUGCUUUAGUCAGUUAAGCAUAGGAUCAAGCUUUUUUUUUUUAUGCAAUAUAGUUGAAGCUUAAAUUUGAUGCACUGUAGUGGUUAGGCUCCUCGCUGUUGGAUGUUGAAGAAAGACCGUUUCUAACUUGAAGAAGUGCUCUGCAAAACCUUGCAGCAAAAAGGUUUAGGAGUUGAGCGGAGUCUUGUGCAACAAUGGCUCCCUUCAAGUAGAAACAUGCUGCAAAACAUGGUGUACAAAUAGCACUGUCUUACAUUGCCAACCUGGACAUAUUACAACAUGGCUGUCGGGGCUGUGGGUGCCCAGAAAGGCCCCGCCCAUUCUUGGGGGGGAGAUGCAACUUUACCACCACCUUCCCUAUUCGUUUUGCACUUCGCCUCGCUCAACCUGUGUGUGUGUGGCUCUGGUUUUAUGCUGCUUGCUUCCUUUUUUUUUUUUUUUUUAGCUUGCUAGCCAGCAGAAUAUAUUUUUGUUUUAACAUGGCUAAAGUAAAAUGAAAAUGAUUCAGCAGGACUAAUAAUUAAGCCAGUGUAGUAGACUACCAGGGGCAAUAAGUUUAUCUGUGGUUCUGAAAAAAAUUAAAGGAACUUUUAUGGGU
Fundulus heteroclitus (mummichog) is the source of this 1937-nucleotide messenger RNA. RefSeq names its product prostaglandin reductase 1. Lineage: Eukaryota; Metazoa; Chordata; Actinopteri; Cyprinodontiformes; Fundulidae. The transcript is spliced from 9 exons. The record is from RefSeq and is a predicted model, not a curated record. Gene Ontology annotation, biological process: prostaglandin metabolic process. Bases 234 to 1223 code for a protein of 329 amino acids. Gene Ontology annotation, molecular function: 15-oxoprostaglandin 13-reductase [NAD(P)+] activity; 2-alkenal reductase [NAD(P)H] activity. Gene Ontology annotation, cellular component: cytoplasm.